This is a messenger RNA of Pocillopora verrucosa, 4243 nucleotides long. NCBI's taxonomy places the organism in Eukaryota, Metazoa, Cnidaria, Anthozoa, Scleractinia, Pocilloporidae. The record is from RefSeq and is a predicted model, not a curated record.
GACAAGAGUAUCGUUUCAUUCUUGACCUUCUGCUGCUGGAUUUGCUUAAAGCCUCUAAAGAUCAGACAAUGACGCUGAGUAGCAUGGAGGAAGAGGUGCAACAACGAACUGGCGUAGUCUUUACUGCUUUACACGAUAUUGUUGUUGAAACUGAGUUUGGUUCACAGGGCGUCGAGGACUUCAUAGACAACGAUUCCCACUUCUUAAAAAUGGUCAAUUUGACGGAAGAGAUAAAGGCAAAGAAUGAAAUGGAAAUUGAAAAUCCAUCAAAUCAAGUGGAGACGAAGAUCGAUCUUGCACACGCUCGCUGUCGUUCUUGUAAGGAUUACGUAGAGAAGUGUAGACAGGUUCCAAAUGCUACCACGGCCAUAAUUGGAGAAAGCACCUUUGACGACGAAGCGGCAGUGGAGAAGUGGCCAUUCGGAGUGCUCAACAUUCUUUGUUGGUUUUGUCCAAAAAUUCACCACAUAAAUAUUACCGGUUGUAAAAAAUCUGGUGACUUUCCAAGAAUCAUUGAUUAUCUGGAUCCUUCAUUCCUUGUCCAUUGCAAAGACGCUGACGAACAAAUUCGAAAUAUCAUAUCAGAGGAUUCGAUAUCAACCUUCGUAAUUCGUAAGGGUUGGUCUCUUCUUCAUAGCGCCGUAUUUCUUGGGGACGUUAACCUGACAAAGGAGCUUCUCGCCAAAAGAAGUUGGGAUGAGGAAGAUAUUUUUAAAACUUCAGUAGAGUUGGCCAUUUUUUUGCACAACUGCGAGGUUUUGGAAUUGUUUAGAGAAGAAAAAAACAUUGAUAGUUUCAUGAGCCCGUUAAGACUAGUUGAACUGAGUCUACUAUCGUCCUCCCUGUCUACUGACGUCCACCCUGUAGAAGUAAUAAUCAACAACAAAGACGUCUUGCAAGCAACAAUGGAUGCGCACAACUCUUCACAUCAUUGCAGUUUUAUGAAACUGCUUCGCACAUUUUACGGAAAGGAUGACAAGGAUUCAAAACUAAAACUUGAACUUCUAGAGGGAAUAUUACGAACGAUACGGGCCAAUGCAAGAUUAGAUCGUCCUCCACUGUUUUCAUGCUGGAACGAAAUUGCAAUUCGUGACACUGUGGAAGAAUUAAUGAAAGAAACUGGAAGCUCAUCCAGCGGCGAAGUGGAAGGUAAUCCCUACUUGAUGUUCGCUAUACCCAACGUGCCGCUGGCUAGCUUUCUUAUCGAUAAAGGUGCCUACAUCGACCAGACGGAUGGUUCAGGGUGUACAACUCUUUUUCAAGCUGUGAGCGAGUGGCUGACUCGUCCCUCUUCUCAAAUAGAAGUAUUCGUUUACUUUUUACUUGUUAGAGGAGCUAAUCCCAAUUUGAAAAAUAACUGUGGAGAAACUCCACUUGCAAAGAGUUUGUCGACAUUUGAGGCCAUAAGGAAUAAGGAUCAUUUGCUAGAAAUUUGGCGUUGUCUCUUAGAAUCCGGAGCUAAGGCCAAAACCAAGGACGACUCUGAUAGAUCUCCCCUUCAUAUACUUGUAAGCCCAUCUCGCAAACUAUCACCUACAUGUAAAACUCUAUGUGAAGGCAUUGAACUCUUUCACAAACAUGGAUGCGCAAUUAACUGUAGAGAUGCUGACGGGAACACUCCACUGCAUCUAUGGGCGAGGUUACCAGUUAAGAACAAAAACAACGAGGAAGUUGGAAAUAGAAUAAUCGACUGCGGAGGAGCCGUCAAUUCAAGAAAUGACAGCGGGGAGACACCGCUGCAUCUCGCACAGUUCUGGGAACAGGUAGAUUUGUUACUAAGACAAGGAGCACAGCCAAACGCGCAAGACCUCAGCGGAGAAACCUCUUUACACAAGUUCGUUAACAGAGAGACUUUAAUAACAGAUAAGGUAAAGGUGGGUCGAUGGAAGAAGUGCUUUACCUCUGGAAUAGAUCCAUGGGUGAAAAAUGAAGAUGGAGUAUGCCCAUUUCAAGUUCUCUUAGAAAAGGGCUUUCUGAAAAGCUCGUUGAGGCUACUGAAAGUAAUUUUCGAACACUGUGAUAAAGAAACGUUUGAAUCUGUACGAUGUUUUAAAGAUUCCGAAGGGAACUCCCCACUGCACUUGGCUUGUAUCACUCAAGCUGAGGCCAUCUGUGAGUAUAUGCUUCAAAAAGGGUUUGACGUGAACAAACAAAACCAUCGUUUGCAGACACCGUUGUGUUUGGUAUGCAGCAGGGUGGGAGGAUUGCCACUGAAAAACAUCCAAAACUCCAUCCUUUUACUACGGAAAUACCACGCUGAUCCCAAAAUACCAGAUGCUGAUGAAAACACGUGCCAGGCGUUGCUCAAUGGGCAUGAGGACCUAAAGAGAUUACUGCGAAUAGAUAUCGAGAAAGAGCCAAUUUCACCCAUUAUGAAGUGGCGCAAGGCGUCCGAAAAGCACAAGGAUGCACUCUGUGACAUUUCCUGUGGCCAAAACUGUCAAAGAGUUGAAAGCUAUUAUCACCACAAACGCUAUAUUGGCAAAGGCUCGUUUUCGUUAGUCUUUCCUGCUCUGGAUGAAAGAGAUGGGAGAGAAUUAGCACUAAAGCGACUAGAAAAAGCCAGGUUAGAAGAUGCGAACUUCAGAAGGGAGAUUGAAUGUCUCAUGAAACUUAAUGAUUGUCCAGCUGUAGUAAACUACAUCUGCAGCUUUAGCAGCUCCGACUUCCAAUACAUAGUUGUUGAGCUAAUGGAAGGAACACUGGAUGAAUAUCUCUGCACAGAGCAUGAGGGAGUAAAUGCAGUUGGGAUCUGUUUUGACAUAUACUCUGGUAUAGAGUAUCUACACAAAAAUGAAGUUAUUCACAGAGAUUUAAAACCUCAGAACAUCUUGUACAAAACUACGCCGUCGCUAAAGAUGAAAAUUGGAGAUUUUGGGCUGAGUAAAAUUCUUCAGACGACGAAAUCUUUUAGCUCGAGUGACACAGUAAUGCACUCAAGGGUUGGAACAAAGUGUUGGAAAGCUCCGGAACUCCUCGCAAAUGACGGUCAAAGCAAGUAUAGCAAGGAGUCUGAUAUUUUCAGUUGUGGUUUGCUCUUCCACUACAGCCUAUCCAGAAGAAAGCAUCCCUUUCAUGACUUGAAAGAGUCUCCAGGACAGAUGGGUUCCCCGAAUACAAAUGAGAACAUAAAAGAUAACAUCAGAAAAAAUAAGACAUACUUUUGUCCCUCUCUUUCGGCGGAGGCUGUCCAUAUUCUGAAAAGAAUGUUGUCAACCACACCUAACGAAAGGCCAACGGCUUCCUCCCUCAAGACCUUUCCCUUAUUUUGGGAUAACGCAACGAAGAUGAACUUUCUCAAGAAAGUGGCAAUGGAGAAUGAGUUCAAAGAGCUUAGAUCUACUCUCACUCGCCGGUUGACCGAUGUAGAGAAAAAAUUAGAGAAACAAAUGAAAAACGCUCUUCCGUGGACGUCAAACAGUCUAAUCAAAGAUAUACAUUUGGAGGUCACAAGUAAUUCUAAAUGGAGAAGUGAGUACGACACAAAUUCGGCUGUCGAACUCGUGAGGUUCAUAAGAAAUGCGCACGACCACCCCAAACCUCUUUCGAGAAAAGUCAAAUCUUUACUGGCUAAAAAUGUUUUUCUAGAACAUUUUCCUCAUUUGCUUACGGACGUUUUCGAAUCAUGUCAACAGUGGAAAAAUAGAGCAGAACUCAAAUCAUUUUAUGAGUAGGUUACACUAGCACGUACCGAUGGAAACUUUAUACUCACCACGAUCUAUUUCACUUCGGUAAAUCGGACACGCACACCACGGUCUCUUUUUGGCUUUGGAUACUGAGUGUACCAUUUGAUAUCUUCACUUGCUGUUGUAUUGCUGAUACCCCACAUACAAAUACCCUAGACAACAUAUCAACACAAAGCUCUCCACGUGUCUCUAUCCAAGCAGUCUCCGAGUAACUAACUUUGAUCAGCUUCACAGCGGUGACAAUGGCUUAUCUCACAGAAAAUAAGUUGUUUAAGAUUAUCCCGAGGUAUUUCGGGGAACAGUAAAAAUAGGACAUUGUGGAGAGUGCUGAGCAAGUUGUUCAUUCCCUAACGGUGUUUAAAUGUAAGCUGAGUCAGGAUUAACAUUUGCUUGAACAAUAAAGGAUUGUUGAUUGAUGUUAAGAAAGUUUUUGCAGCGUUCCUUGAACUAUACCGGGCACGUGGCUGAUGAAACUCCGAUCAGCAGUUGAGGGGCUUGAAUGAAAUGAUGAGGAGUCUGAGUUAAAUUUCGAGUCACUCCAGGAUUACUCUGUGAAC